Molecule: messenger RNA, 1871 nt
Organism: Bursaphelenchus okinawaensis
Lineage: Eukaryota; Metazoa; Nematoda; Chromadorea; Rhabditida; Aphelenchoididae
Source: the annotation of a GenBank genome assembly
AUGAACAACCCAGACCCAACCCAGUACGACCAACAGUACGGCUACGUACAAAGCCCAGCCCGUCUGACCAACUCUGAUAUCACUACACUUACUGCCUUCCCCACGAUCCAACACGCUUCUUCAGAAUACACUCCCGUGCCUGGUUACGAAAUCUACCGUUACCCUUACAACUACUACCUACAGACAGAUCAGCCAGCUAGUUCUGGAGCCAGUAGUGUGAUUGUUAGUCAAGUACCAAACCAAAUAUACAGUGAAUUCAACGGCAUCAACUUCAGAAACGACUACGCUCAGAUUGGACCUGAACAUGGCGUGGUUAAGGUCGAGGUGAAGAAUGAAAAGGAUGGUAAGGAGUGGUUGAAGUUAAAUUAGGUACAAGCUGACUAACAUAAGAAUACAUUGUGACAUUAGGAUUACCAUUUUAUAACUAAUAUUAAAAGAAAAUCAGAAAUUGAAUAAUAAUUAUUGUAGCAUCCGACCAUUCGUGUAGCUCAGCUCACAAUCCAAAUGAUCGAGCUUCUCCGAUGUCAGAUUCAAGCUUGUUGAACUUAACUGAUCACGAGCAAAGCAGUGAAACUCCUACCACUUCCACAGGCAAAAGAUGUAAGGUUUAAAUAUCGUUGUUUACUAUGACUGUCAUAUGACAGAGUUUUAAACAGCAGUUUUCGUGAUUUUUUGACAAAAUCUGGUCUCAUGUUUAAAGUUCUUGCUAAAAAGUAUAAUUUUUUAUUACUAAAAAGACAAAUUUAACUCAAAAAAACUAAAAUAAACUAAAUUUUGAAAUUUUAGCCAAAUUUUCUCAAGACCGUCGCAAGGCCGCGACCCUGCGAGAACGGCGUCGGUUACGCAAAGUAAACGAAGCCUUUGAGCUGGUGAAGCAACGAACUUGCACUAAUCCCAACCAACGACUGCCUAAGGUCGAGAUUCUACGCGGAUGCAUCGAAUACAUAAACAAAUUGGAAGGAAUGCUCCACGCCCAAGGCAAAAUGACCACGAUUAUGGCUAGAAACGCGGGAUUGCCGUUAGAUGGUAAGCGCUAAUAAUAAGCUUAAUACUGUAACUUUAUGACAAUAUGGCGUUUAAAAUUUAUUUUAUAGUUAAUGAUUCAAAAUUACAUUUUGGGCUUAAAACUAAGGUUUUAAAGCAAUAUUAUUCAUGAGAAAAGUUAAUAUUUUCUCUAAAAUCAUACUUUGAAAUUUGAUACCACAGCUUCUUAAUAGCUAAAAGCAUGCAAACGACUUUAAAAGUACAAGUUUACAAAGUUGUAAUGUACUGUAAAUUAAUUAAAACUUUUUUUGAAGAAUAAAUUUAAAAACAGCAUAAGAUAGCCGGAGGACAUUUUUUUGUUACCAAAAAUAAACUUUUUUGACGAUAAAAUUUUAGGCUCUUCUAAUUCCUUUUUUCUGACUGAUUCAUACGGCCAACAGCAGCAUAUUGAAUUAGAGCCCCACCAUGUUCACGAACAUGCUCAUUCACAUGCGCGGCCCAUGGAAGAAGCCCAAAAAUACGCAAAAACUCAAGUUAAACGGGUUUCCGAGGGUCCUGCUACGAAAUGUCCUAAGGCCAAAAAUACAAAGUAAGACAUUAUUUUAGUUGGGGUGGAUAAUGUUUUGAAAAUGAAGCGGGUAACAAAAAAAGAGCUACAAUUAAAUUUAAGGAAGUUUUUUUGCUAUUACAAAUGCAUAACUUUUAGUUAUAGGGGGUGACAAUCGAUAAAAUUUAAAAAAAAACUAUUUUAAAAAUGAUUUCAACAUUAAUUUUCUACUAUAAUAUAUCUUUUCAGACCACACGAAGUCCCAAUGACAAGCCAAUUGUUGAAUGAACCUACUUUGUCUUUGGCCAAACCUGAACAUAUACAAAAGAAGAAAGAGUAG